GCCGAGUAUGAAGCGUUGUUGGCAGGUUUAAGGCUUGCACGAGAGAUCGGAGUUAGCCGAUUGGAAUGCUGGACUGAUUCAAAGGUUGUAGCCGAGCAGGUGAACGAUAAUUUUCAAGUAAAAGAUGCAAACUUGUUAAAGUAUUAUCAUUUGUUUCAAAAAAUGCGUGAUAUGUUUGAAGAAGUUCAAGUAAAGCACACACCAAGAGAACACAAUGCGAGGGCGGAUCAGUUGGCUCAGUUGGCAAGCAGUACCAGAAAACCUGGACAGUUGAGAACCACGCUUCACUUGGAUCUUGAAGCACCAAGUGUGGUAGCUGCCGAAUGUUUGGUAGUGGAGGAGUCUGCUCGAACAUGGAUCACUGAGAUAGUGGAGCAUCUUGAACAUGGUAAAUUACCGUCUGAUCCAACGGCUGCUAAAAAGCUCCGAACGCAGGCUGCCAGAUAUAUUGUGGUUGGAGGAGAGCUAUAUAGAAGAGGAUUCUCGGUUCCGUUGCUGAAAUGCGUUGAUAAAGAGCAAGCUAAUUAUAUAUUGAGAGAGAUGCAUGAAGGGAUAUGCGGUUUCCACUCGGGAGGACGAACUUUAGCCACUAAGGUGCUUCGGGCAGGAUACUAUUGGCCUACUCUUAGGGAAGAUUGUGUAAAGUUCGUAAAACAUUGUGUAUCAUGCCAACGGCACGGUAACCUUAUUCACGCUUCAGCUGAAGAACUUCAUGAUAUUAGUUCACCAUGGCCGUUUGCAAUGUGGGGUAUGGAUAUUCUUGGACCCUUCCCGAUUGCCAAGGGUCAGUGCAAAUUUUUGCUAGUUGCUGUAGAUUAUUUCACGAAAUGGGUCGAGGCCGAGCCACUUGCCAGUAUCACAACUGCCAAUGUUCAAAAGUUUUUAUGGAAAAACAUCAUUACUCGCUUCGGCAUUCCAUAUGCACUUGUAACUGAUAAUGGUUUGCAAUUCACCGAUCAAAAACUUAAUCGGUUCAUUCAGGAUCUCGGCAUCAAGCACAGGUUUACAUCGGUAGAACACCCGCAAGCUAAUGGGCAGGCCGAAGCAGCAAACAAAGUAAUACUUGGUGAAUUGAAGAAAAGAUUGGGAGACGCUAAGGGAGCUUGGGCGGAAGAAUUAUUAGAGGUUUUAUGGGCUUAUCGGUGCACGCCUCAGUCCACGACUAAAGAAACACCUUUUCGGCUAACAUAUGGCACUGAUGCCAUGAUACCUGUUGAGGUAGGAGAACCAUCUUUUCGGCGACAAUAUUUUGAUGAAAAUACCAAUGAUAUAUCUCUCCGAGCUGAGGUUGACAUGGUCAAUGAAGUACGUGUCAGAACAGAGAUUAUAGCUGAAGCUUGUAAACAGAGGAUGGCUCACUUCCCUCCCGAGUUGAUCAACUUGCCUAAGGACAAAUCCGAAGCAAGUCUGUUCGGACUUGUCAAAAAAGAGCACACAUCUGAAACAAGUCUGUUUGGUUUUGUCAAACCAGAGUACAAAUCCAAAGCAAACCUGUUCGGAUUGGUCAAAAAAGAGUACAAAUCCGAAAUAAGUCUGUUCGGUUUUGUCAAAAAAGAGUGCAAAUCCGAAGCAAACCUGUUCGGAUUUGUCAAAGAAGAGCACAAAUCCGAAACAAGUCUAUUCGGUUUUGUCAAAAAAGAGUACAAAUCCGAAACAAGUCUGUUCGGAUUUGUCAAAAAAGAGUGUAAAUCCGAAGCAAACCUGUUCGGAUUUGUUAAAGAAGAGCACAAAUCCGAAACAAGUCUGUUCGGAUUUGUCAAAAAAGAGUGUAAACUCGAAGCAAACCUGUUCGGAUUUGUUAAAGAAGAGCACAAAUCCGAAACAAGUCUGUUUGGUUUUGUCAAACCAGAGUACAAAUCCGAAGCAAACCUGUCCGGAUUGGUCAAAAAAGAGUACAAAUCCGAUGCAAAUCUCUUCGGUUUUACCAACAAAAUAUAUAUUUGA
Messenger RNA from Cajanus cajan (pigeon pea), 1944 nucleotides. The record is from RefSeq and is a predicted model, not a curated record. Lineage: Eukaryota; Viridiplantae; Streptophyta; Magnoliopsida; Fabales; Fabaceae.